AUGGAAAAGAAUGAUACAGCAAAUGAAAAUAUUAUGAACAUGUUAUUAGAAAUCCAGCAAGAUAUAAAAGAAAUCAAGGAACAGGUUAAAGAUAUAGAUGAAAGAUUGGAAUUAGUGGAAACUCAUUGUGUUUAUGAAAUAUUAAAUGAUGAAGAAACUUUGAUUCAUGAGUGGGGUAGACAGUGGUAUACUAACAGAAAACAAAAGAGCAUAUUAGAAGAAAAAAUAGAAAUAGUUAAAAAAAUAAAAAACAUUAGGGAAGAGUAUAAUAUAGAAAUUGAAGUUCCAUCAUGGACAGAACAAUAUAAGAGACUAAAAAUUGAAAGACCUAGAAUAUCAACAGACAGUUUAAUUAGAACAACCAAUAAGCAAGUUGAAGUAUUAACAAAUCCAGAAGAAAUAAAACAAGAAGUUAAAAAUGUAUUUAGUCAUAGGAUUACCUCACAAAAUAUAGAAAACCUAGAUCAAAAUCAA
This is a messenger RNA of Diversispora eburnea, 474 nucleotides long. The record is from the annotation of a GenBank genome assembly. Lineage: Eukaryota; Fungi; Glomeromycota; Glomeromycetes; Diversisporales; Diversisporaceae.